Ochlerotatus camptorhynchus is the source of this 5522-nucleotide messenger RNA. RefSeq names its product combgap (gene cg). The transcript is spliced from 12 exons. The record is from RefSeq and is a predicted model, not a curated record. Gene Ontology annotation, molecular function: RNA polymerase II cis-regulatory region sequence-specific DNA binding; DNA-binding transcription repressor activity, RNA polymerase II-specific. Gene Ontology annotation, cellular component: nucleoplasm. The coding region runs from base 575 to 3358 and encodes 927 amino acids. Gene Ontology annotation, biological process: regulation of transcription by RNA polymerase II. Lineage: Eukaryota; Metazoa; Arthropoda; Insecta; Diptera; Culicidae.
UAGUCUGUGGAACAACACACAGCGACAUCAUCUCUCGGGCGCGAACACACUUUCUACCGUCGGACUGCGUUUGGCUAUACCUACUUUGAUUUUAGAAAAGAACAAAAACACAGAAUACGCUAUGACAGUUAAACAACGAUGAGAAGUGGGCCUCUUUUAUGUUGAUGUCUAAUUUCUACCUUUUUAGGGUGGAAAUGCUUUUUUUUCGCUCGCGCGUUGCUUUGCCAAUGAAAGACGAAGAAGAAUGCUGGCAACUCAUAAAAUGGCGUCGGUGAAGUAUUUCGUUUUUUCCUGACGCUCAGGAAUAAGAGGCGGCUGACUGGUGAUACGGAGCGCGUGUUAUCAACAAAAAUUAUCAGGGCAGUGUAGCUCGACUUAUUCGCGGCAGUGUUCGAAAGAUUCGUGUGCGUAAAAGUAUACAAAACGAAAUUAAGUACUUGUCACACCAUUGAUAGAUAACCCUAUUGUGUAAGAUAAAAGUGAAGUCCUAGCGACAACAUAUUGUGCAGCAGUUCGAAGUGUGUUUUGUAGUAAUUAACUGAUAACGGAAUCAAGCUAGAUAACACGAGUGAAAAUGUGUGCGGCUCAAACGAAUCCGCCCGCAAGUUUCGGCUACACAUGGGGCUUUGCGGACAAUUCCCGCACCGAGUCGGUGGUAGAGAUUAGCCCUAACAUCAAUUACACCGUGAGCGAUGCGACGAUGCCAUACUUGCAGUUACCGGACGGUGCUAGCAUUAUAGUGCAGAAAGAUGCCAAGGGUACGAUCACGCACGCCAACAAGGGUGUCCGGAGGAUGAUCGUGGUCAACGAUCCGUCAGCGUUACAGCAAGGCACAACGCAGCGUAUUAUCACCAGCAGUGGUGCCACGGCUACCGUUACAACUCAUCCAGCAGUAAAGAAACACGAAGUUAUAAAUCAAUCUAAUUCCGCUCUAGCCAACGGAAUAAUUGACUCAAAAUCAAAGGCCAUCGUUACCACAAGCAGCAACACGGCAUUCAUGUCUCCACUUGGACCGAUCCAGCUGACGGCAGAGGAAUGCAACGAUAUCCUGAUGAAGCGAGCAGCGGCGGCUGUGGCCGCCAACAAUCAACAUGCAAACUCGACCAACACCGAUGCACAGCACGCUGCCAUCGCCAUUCAAGUGCAGAAGGUUAUCCAAGGACUAGAGGACAAUGAUGAUUCGCAGGGACACGCUACAAUCACGACGCAUCAACUGAAGAUCGAACCAACGUUAAGCAUUUCACCAAAGCUGGAAGCUGUAGAAAUUGAUUAUAAUGAGUAUGUGCAAGAAUCAGACACACCAACACCAAACGUAGUUCCUAAGGAACGGCCAUACUCUUGUGAUCAGUGCGGAAAGUCCUUCUUGCUGAAGCAUCACCUGACGACACACGCUCGUGUCCAUACUGGUGAACGACCCCACGUAUGCGUCCACUGUGGCAAAGAUUUCGCCCACAAACACUGUUUGAACACCCAUUUGCUGCUUCAUUCGACCGAUCGUCCCUACCAGUGCCAGGAAUGCAAAAAGAGUUUCACGUUGAAACAUCAUUUGCUGACGCACUCCCGAGUCCAUAGCCGUGAGCGCCCGUUCGUGUGCCAGGAAUGUGGCCGAUCGUUCCCGUUGAAACGCCACCUUGUGACCCAUAGCAAGUUCCACGCCGGAGAACGGCCCUAUGUGUGUGAGGAUUGUGGAGAGAGUUUUGCCCAGAAGGAACACUUGGUUAUGCAUUCGCGUUUCCACGGUUCGUUGAAUCCUUUCGUGUGUCCGGAUUGUGGAGCCACUUUUCCUCGCAAAUUCCAGCUGGUUAAUCAUGGAAAACUCCACGGACGUAUUCCGCAUUCGUGUACCCUGUGCGGAAAGGAGUUCUUGCAGAAGCGAACACUCGCUGCCCAUAUGAGAAUUCACACCGGAGAUCAACCGUUCCCCUGUAUCGCCUGCGGUGAGGGCUUCCGGACAAAAUCGGAACUAAAUGCCCACAAUCGGUUGACCCAUGGCGGAGUGAACCCAAAUUCAUCCAACACCACAAUCAUAACCACCAAUACGGUCGUGACAUCCAACGCUCAGAACCAACAAGCGCAACAGCAAGCCCAGCAACAAGCGCAGGCUCAACAGCAAGCUCAGCAACAAGCGCAAGCCCAACAGCAGCAGCAACGACAACAGCAGCAGCAGCACCAACAACAACACAUCGAAGUUCAACAAAUUCAACACCAUCAAGGACAGCAAACCGUCCAGGAUGUUAAUACGGGUAACAUCAUCACCACAAUUGCCGCCAGUCAGAGUUCGCCCGAAACCUCCCCGCGCCCUCAGUACGCGUGCCGAGAAUGUGGCAGUGCCUUCAAUAGUCGUGAAGCACUUGCCCUCCAUCUGCGCCUACACACCGGUGAUAAGAGCUUGAUGACGGACCUUUGCGCCCUUACGGCUGCCAUUCCUGGACAUUUAUUCCCAGCCGUUAACCAAGAAUAUUCAUUAAUAGGAGGUGGCACUACCGUUGUAAGCACAAAUCCUGUAAUGUCAUCAUCUCCCGUUCCAGUACAAAUUAUCACCUCCUCCGGUCAGGUGGUACAGCAAACGUUGCAACCGCAGAGCCCACCACAGCAACAGGUCCAAGUACAACAUCAACAGACUCAGCAGCAAGUCCAAACUCAGGCAACCCACCAGCAGCAAGUUCAGGUUGUUCAGCAGCCAGUCCAGCAGCUUCAACAGGUCCAACACCAGCAGACCGUUGUGGUCGCACAAGCGAAGCCCAAAUCCCACUAUUGCGGACACUGCGGCAAAGGAUUUGCUGCUAAACAUGGUCUUCUGCUGCACAAUCGUCGCCAUCCGAAUGGAGGCUGCACCGUGCGAACACACAUUUGCGAGUGCGGAAAGGCUUUCUUCCAGAAGAACCAUCUCAUGUUGCAUCAACGGCAGCAUCUCGAGCAAAAUCAACGUUCCGGACAGGGCCAAGCGCAGGCGCAAAGUCAACCCCAACAGCCGCAACCGCAACAGCAACAGCAACUGGUUGUUAUUCAACAGACAAAUCAAGACGCUUUAGUUCAACAACAACAACAACAGCAGCAGCAAGCCGCUCAACAGCAAGCACAACAACAAGCCCAACAACAACAACAGGCUCAGCAGCAUCUAUUGCAACAGCAGGCACAGCAGCAGGCGCAACAACAGCAGCAACAGCAAGCCGCACAGCAGCAAGCUCAGCAACAGCAAAACCAAGCCCAGAACAAUCAACAGCACACGAUGCGCAAUCUGGUUAUCGCUAACCAGCCCGUGCAGGUACAAUAUGUUCAGGUUCUUGAGAGCAACACCGCCCAGGUUAUCAAGUACGAAAUCAUUCACGACUCGUCAAGGCAGUCGAACGUCGAGUGAGAGGAGGCUAUGCUCCGUAUAACCAAACCGGAUGGUACGGAGGAAAUGAAGAAAGUAUUCAUACUGAAAAAUGAGGUGGGAUGAAAUAUGCUGAAUACUGCUGGAACGACUGUUUCUGCUGUUGGUGCUAAUAAUUCAACAGUGGGCAAUAUUGGUGGCCACAGUAGCAAUGCAACUUCAUCGCUAGUAAUGCCAACGGCAUCGGCCGCCGCAACGACAGUCGAGGCACCCCAUGGCAUGGCCAUUGCUACAAGCACCAACGGGGGCGGUUUCAUUAUCCAUCAUCCAUCAGGGGCCGUCAUUACUUCACAACAAGUCCCUCAGCAACCACAAGCGCACCAACAGCAACAACAGCAGCGGCAAAAUUCUUGCGCUGAUAUCGAGGAUAAAAAUGGCAUUACUGUAAAUAUAGCUCACCAUCAGCAACAUCAGCAGCAGCAGCAGCAGCAACAACACCAACAGCACCACCCACACUCGCAGCAGAUAGUUAUGGGAGAGAUUUUGGAUUACAAGGAUGCAACUUUAGUCGGUACUGUGGGUGGAGCCCCAAGUGGAGAUAAUCAUCACAACUAUGCGUCUGCCAAUGCAAUCGUUGUCAGCGAGAGCGCUGAUUACCAACAUAUGUAUCAGCAACAGCAACAACAACAACAACAGCAGCGAAUAGUUCAUCAGCACCAAUCGUCAGUGGCAGUUGGUCCCAUUGAUUAUCAACCCGGACGGCAUCCGGAGCUUAGUACUAUGAUUAAACAUGAAGUCUUGUAAUCCGUUUUCUCCUUGAUUUCGUCUCUUAGAAAUUUCCUAUCAAGCAAUGUUUAUGUGUAUAUUUGCCUAUAUUUUUUGAUACAAACAAUAUUAUUAUGUUGACCAACAAAGUUAAGCUUUCAUAAGGGCGAAAAUGUGACCAAUUGAAUAGUUUAGUUUAACCAUGUUAUCAUGAUUUUCAAUUGCCCUAGAAAAUGAGGAAAACCGCUACUUUUAAGAACGAAUUGGAUGUACAACACUAUUUUUGUACAAAAACUAAUAUGGUUUAAUUUAUAGCAUUUUUUCCUUCUAAUAGGAACCAUAAGGAUAAUAAAUUGUAUCUAAUUUACUUCGAACCUUGAAAGUAUAAUUUAAGCCAGUGAGCUAGAGAGAACGUCGUUUCGCCAGAGUAUACACUAGAAUUUCACCUUGCGUUACUUAUAACAAGAGUUUUAAAAUGUGUUGCAGUUUUUUUUUCUUUAUCACACAUCGUGUACAUAGGUACGACAGUAUGACGGUAGAUGAUAUUUUCUAAGAUGUUCUACCAAGUCGGGGAGAACAAAACUAUUGAGGAAAGUAAAAAAAAAAUGUUGAUCGUAUUUUUAUUGUAGUGAUAGAACAUAGGCACAUACAAUUCUUUUUUGUUAAGAAAUGUGAACCGAAACUGAUCAAUAAAACGGGAGAAAGAAUCAAAUUGUAAAUAUAAAUACUGAUUGUCUACAAAUCGCGCUCCUAUCGCGAAGAAAUCGAAACAAUAUAGGUAUCUACACAAGAACUGCACGACGAUUCAACGAUGAUAAUCAGCAGUAACAGAGGAAACCAACACAUUUGUUUUGCGGCCAUAUUAUUUCCUGUCUAUUUUCGAAAAGUACGUGAGUACCUUUCGCCAUUACAAACAAACAUGCGCUUAGUUAUAAAAAAAAAAAUCAGAAAUAAUGAAAUAACACACUGUGCACAUAAUUUUGCGUUGUGGUUUAUUUUUGCUUUAUGUUAAUUAAGUUAAAAUAAUAAUAAUUUUAUUAAUACAGAAAUAGAACGAAACCAAUCGAUUCUUAAAAAGAAAUGCAAUCGAUCCGCUGGGGGAAGUACUUUUAGUUUGGAGACAGUCACUAAUUGAUGUUUUAGGAAGGUGUAAUUCUUUAGAUCAUAACAUACCUGGUACGUCGGAACGUUGAAUCAACAGCUUAUAAAGCUGUACACAGCUACACUUGACGGGAAAAACGAUAAAAUGUAUUUGGCAUUGCCGAAAAAAAGGACAUCAUGAUGUUAGGCAGUCAAUGUAGACGGGCUACACAAAAGUGCACAGUGUCACAAUGUAAGGAUGGCAGUAAACUUGUAAAUUUUAAGAGAAAGUUUACUAUUAUAUGUAAAUCGUGAAAAAGAGCAGAUUUGUGAAUAAUAAAUAUUUUAAUAUUCAUAAAAA